Orbilia oligospora ATCC 24927 is the source of this 2154-nucleotide messenger RNA. RefSeq lists its product as uncharacterized. Gene Ontology annotation, molecular function: nucleoside diphosphate phosphatase activity. NCBI's taxonomy places the organism in Eukaryota, Fungi, Ascomycota, Orbiliomycetes, Orbiliales, Orbiliaceae. Gene Ontology annotation, biological process: nucleoside diphosphate catabolic process. The transcript is spliced from 5 exons. The coding region runs from base 1 to 2154 and encodes 717 amino acids. The record is from RefSeq and is a predicted model, not a curated record. Gene Ontology annotation, cellular component: membrane.
AUGGACCUAGAAGCCCGACGACGAAAAGAUUGGCGCUAUGGCUGCGUAAUGGAUGCUGGUUCAUCGGGCACCCGGAUAUACAUCUACAGAUGGCUCGAUCAUAUGUCACAACGGGAGAAGGCGACCCCCGAAGAAUUAGACAGCUUUCCGCUGAUUUCGACAAAGAAAAAAUGGAUUAAAAAGAUUCGACCUGGUGUAUCGGCUUUCGCGGACAGGAUCGAAAGUGUAGGUCCAGACCAUCUCGAGGAACUUUUCGCACACGCCCGAACGAUCAUUCCUCCCGACCAGAUACCCGACACCCCGUUAUUCCUAUUAGCAACUGCUGGUGUUAGACUACUGCCCGUGUGGGAACGAAAGGCCCUACUCACAGAGAUAUGCAACUAUGCGGUUCAGAACACCAACUUCCUACUCCCGGAUUGCAAACUUCACAUUCAAGCCAUAACAGGGGAAACUGAAGGCCUUUACGGCUGGAUCGCUGCAAAUUACUUAAUCGGCUCUUUUGAUGCGACUCAAAAACACGAUCAUGGGAAGAACCACCACACUUACGGGUUUCUCGACAUGGGAGGUGCUAGCGCUCAAAUCGCAUUCGUACCAAAUGCGACAGAAACUAAGAAACACGCCGAUGAUCUCAAGUUACUCCGGAUGCGAAAGCUCAGUGGGCAGUCGGUAGAAUAUAAGGUGUUCGUUACAACCUGGUUAGGGUUUGGGGUACAUCAAGCAAGGUCUCGAUAUCUCGAAAAGCUAGUAGAAGCGUCCGGCGGCGAAAACGUUCUAGAGCUCCCAGACCCGUGCCUUCACCGGGGGCUGACAGCGACGAUAGAUGGCAAGGAAGUGGGAUCUAGCAGCGCUGGGUCGGGCAACCAGCCGGCCUCCGAAAAGAAACCAUAUCUCUUUGGUACCGGAAAAUUCGAUGAGUGCCAACUUCAGGUCCACCCACUUUUAUCUGACGGCAAAAUACCCUGUAACAAUGCUGCGUGCUUAUUGGAUGGCCAUCACUUUCCUCAGGCAGACUUCGACAUCAACCAUUUCCUUGGAGUAUCGGAAUACUGGCACACCACUCACGAGGUUUUUGAAAUGGGACACGAGACUAAAGCAUAUGACCUCGCAACUUACUCUAAGAGAGUCAGAGAGUAUUGUUCGGAGCCUUGGGAUGCUAUCAGGGACAAAUUACAUCAACACGAGUGGGGGAAGAAAAUCGACGCUGAAAAGGCGAUAUCAAUUUGUUUCCGAGCUAGCUGGGUGAUGAGUGUCCUCCAUGACGGGAUCGGGGUCCCAAGAAUUGGUCUGGACACAAGCGGGUCAGGACAUAACGCUACAGAGCAAUUGAUCGGAGGCGCUAAAGACAAAGGAUUCCUCGAUCCCUUUCAGGCCGUGGACGACAUACAUGAUGUGGAGGUGUCCUGGACGCUCGGGAAAAUGGUGCUAUAUGCGACAUCUGUAAUUCCUCCAAAAGGGAAUUCAGGAUACGCUUUACCAGUCGGAUUCGGAAGCAAUACCCUUAAAGGCGAGGUGAUACCUGCCGACUUCGAAUAUGCAGGAAGUGGUACCAACCCUGCAAAGACACCAUCUAAACCCCACAUACCAACGACACCACCUACCUCACCUGCGAUUGGUGGCUCCGUAUCGGGUAUCCCCGUCCCCACAACGGGUAGCGAGCCGGGACCGGGACCAGAAGAUGAUUCAGACCAUUGGCAUGGGGCGCUAUGGAACAACAGCAAUUCAAAUCGUAGGAUUCCCGGGAUAAUUCUGUUCCUCUUGAUCUUCUCAUUUGCUUCAUAUCUAUUAUUGGGUCGGGAUAGACGCCACCGACUGGCGCGGAAAAUGAACCUACAUAGAUUGUUUGGUGGGAAAGGAAGAAAGAGCGCUAUGGGUGGCAGUGGUAUCUUGUAUGAAAGAAUCGGAGAAGACAUAGAAUUGGGCGAGUCUGCGACGCCAUCAUUCUUCGAACUUGCUGACUACGAAGACGAUGAUGUGGGAAACGGGAUUAACAAUGACAGUGGGAGUAGAAGCGGUACGAUGAGGCGGGGAGUCUCCACCAGCAAUGUCAAAGGUUUGGGGUUAAACUUAGGCCCAUAUGGGUCUCGAAUGGGUAGCCGAAUAUCAAGCCGCGAGCAUCUAGCUGCGGUGUCGAGGAGUCGGGACGGAGGAGAGUGA